AUGGAAAUAAUAGCAUAUUACGGUUACCCAGCCGAAUUAGUCGAUGUUAAAACAGAUGAUGGAUACUUCCUGCAAAUGCAUCGUAUUCCGCAUGGCAAAAACGGUUGGUUAUGCUUGACAUUGUACAAAUUCUGA
Molecule: messenger RNA, 135 nt
Organism: Anisakis simplex (herring worm)
Lineage: Eukaryota; Metazoa; Nematoda; Chromadorea; Rhabditida; Anisakidae
Source: the annotation of a GenBank genome assembly